CAGACUGGGCCACAGCAACACGUGGCAGGGGACCGCUAGUUUAAAAUGAAAUUUUGAGAGUUUUCACAACCAGAACUUUAGUUUUGACAUUGCAGGCACUAUGGGAAAUAAACUGAGUAUGGCAUGGUUCUUACUUCUCGCAUUGAAAGUUUUCGGCUUGAGAGAAGUUGAUCAAGAUGACUCCAUAGUUCUGCAAUGCUACCAGUCAGUGCCCAGCUAUGAUAUGAACUGCAGCUGGCUCAUUCGGAAUGAUCCAGAUGUUGAUGCCACCCACGUCCUCUACUACCAGAACCUAAAACGCCACCUUGGACAACCUCACCUAGUGAAGUCUCAGAGAAAGCAGAACUGGUUGAUCAUUGAGCGACGCAAUCUGACAUGGGGGGAAGACUACAGUGUCUGGAUGGAAAUUAGCAGUGAAGCUGGGACCAUAACCUCCAAGAAACUGAACUUCAGCUUGGAUAACAUAGUGAAGCCCCCUCCUCCUAUUCUGGACCCUGUGGUGCCUGAUGCUUCUGGGGCUCACGUGAAAUGGAACAACGACGUAUGGCAUAAGUUUGUUGAUCAUGCCCCUCUCAUUUGUGCUCUGCGAUACAAAGCAUCCAAAGACCACGACUGGGUCUAUCUUCAGAUGGAGAGUGUAGGCCAGGAGGACUAUGAACUUGAAGAUCUGAAACCCUUCACUUUCUAUGAGGUGGAGAUCCGCUGCACCCCAGAAAUGAAAAAUGGUUUUUGGAGUGAAUGGAGUUCUCCCCAAGUCUUCAGAACCCCUGAGGCUGCUCCAUUAGGUCAGGUAGAUGUCUGGCGGGAAGUUGGCGUUUCUAAAAAUGGGAAAUCAAGUUUUCUUCUACUAUGGAAGGCACUGGAUCCUGAAGUAGCACGGGGAGACAUCCUUGACUACGAAGUCACCUACCGGGAUGCUAGCAAAAGGGUCUCCAAGAUGGUGUGCCAUUGCUGCAAUGCUACUCUCCCUCCCACAACUGAGUAUGCUUGGGUAUCAGCACGCAAUUCCAUUUCGAAGACACUGCCAGCCAAUCUUAGCUUGGAGCAAACAGAGCACCCCAUUCCUGAGAAUGUCCAGGUGGUGGCAGUACCACGCCUGGGUCUCAAAGUGACGUGGGAGCCCAGCACGAGCCCCCAGUGGGUUCCGCCUGAGGAGUAUGUCGUGGAGUGGAGAGAAGAGCUUCUUAGCAAGGACGUCCCAAUAAACUGGAUCCACAGGCCUGGCAGAAAUAAUAGUGCCAUGCUGAAAGGUGACUUUAGACCAAAAAUACCUUAUCUCGUGCAUGUUUAUGCUUUGUAUACUGAGGGGAGCAGCACCUCGGUUCCUGUCCGAGCAUACUUCAAGGAAGAAGCACCAUCAGCUAGUCCUCAGGCACUGCGGGACAGAAGCAUUACUUCAACAGCCUCUCACAUCUUCUGGGAGGAAAUUCCUUUGGAAAGUCGCAAUGGAAAUAUCACCCACUACACACUCUACCUGAAGCAUUCCUCUUCUGGAAACGUCAUUCGCAUGUCCAUUGGUGCUACUGAGAAGAGUUAUAAGCUUUUCAAUCUUAAACCUGGAGCAGCUUAUGAGCUCUGGAUGACAGGCUCUACCUCUGCUGGAGAAGGAGUGCCCAGCCCUCAGCAUCACUUCAACACUCCAGCAAUUUCCCAUUGGCAGACCAUUGUUGUCAUCACUGUGGUGAUAGGAAUUUUGUUUUUCGUGGCUGCGGCAGUGGUGUAUGCCAAGUACAGAUGGGUCCUUAAUUUCUGCCAUAAGGUCUUGCCCCCAUGGUGCUGGGAGAGGAUUCCAGAUCCAGAGCACAGCCUGGUCGUCUCAAAGAUGGAUGAACAGAAUAUUACACGUGUCAUGGAUACGCUGGACCAGUCUCCCGAGGGUAUAGAUAUUAUAAAAAUAAAGGAACUAGCCCCUCCACCAGCACCACCUCCAUCCCGUGCUCCUGUGGUGAACUCUGGCUACGAGAAACAUUUCAUGCCGACUGCAGAAGAAAUGCAGCAACUGACUUGAGAAGAAAGUCACACUUCAACUUCUUGAGACCAAUGGCAUCGUAUUUCAUGUGUACUAAGGUGCUUGUCCUUGCAGAUGAGAUUGAUCUACUGAUGAAGGAUCAUGUCAUUGCCUUACAAACUUGGGAUGGGGAAAUGUUCCUCAGAGCUGACAUUCUUAACAAAGGUUGUCCUUUUGCACCUCCUGAGAUGAGUGAGAAGAAGGAAUGUACCAUGCCUUGGCAAAUCAUACAUUUGCAAAGCUGACAGAGUGUUUUGGAGAAAUUAAGUGCACAUGAAAGAGUGUGCACGUUUUAAAAUGUGAACUGGUAAAAUGGGUACAAUUGCAGAAACACACUGUAAUCAGUGGAGAAAAGUGUACACGGACAGAAAAAUGCAUGUGAGGGGAACUGCCAUCAAAACAACACAUUUAAUUGUGGGAAGAAAAAAAAAACAAGUCUCACAAUUAUGGUAUACAUGGAAUUGAGAUUUGGAUAAAUAGUAUAAUCAAGACGUGAGGCUGCACAUACCUGCUCAAUGCAUCUUCUGUUUCUUUAGGAUUUGGGAGGGAAUUUUGCAUUUGCUGCUUCCAAGGUGGCCUCAAAAGAGCUAUAGCUGUGGUGAACUUGGCAGAUCUCAGGAAUAUAGCACUCCUUCCGAGCCCGUGAUAGAUUCUAUCUUGAUCUUGACAGUCUUGGGGACAGCAUUGGUUCUUAUUACCUAUGUAGUGACUCGAUUCAUCUCAAACCCUACUUUGUAUUGCGCAGGCUGACAGAACCAGUUUACAGUUGUGGUUCACAGCUCUGAAGGAACCAUAGGGAAGAACUGAAGGAACUUUGCUUUCUUUGGAGAAGAACUGUUUUUAAAAACAUGUACAGUAUUCACUUGGGUCUGGUUCAUUUGCCCAAGUAUUUUGUUACAACUUAUGAACAGUUUUGUUAGAUUUUUUUU
Anolis sagrei ordinatus is the source of this 2937-nucleotide messenger RNA. The record is from RefSeq and is a predicted model, not a curated record. Lineage: Eukaryota; Metazoa; Chordata; Lepidosauria; Squamata; Anolidae.